This is a messenger RNA of Durusdinium trenchii, 1803 nucleotides long. The record is from the annotation of a GenBank genome assembly. NCBI's taxonomy places the organism in Eukaryota, Dinophyceae, Suessiales, Symbiodiniaceae.
AAGCCAUGUGGCUCCAAAGUUCUAGUAGAGAAGUUUCACUUCUACACUAAUUGCAGCAUGGCCUUCUUGAUUGGCCCACUUUAUUCCAUAUCCGCGCGGCGGAGCCGCCGCUACCUCGCUGUUCUGUCGUGGCUGCUGUGCCACCUGGGCGCGCGGGCCGCCAAGUUCGGCGACCUGGGCGCAUCGCUGUUGCAAGUGAAGGCAGACCCUCAUGACACGCUUUCGCUGAUCCCGCAGCCGAAGACGGUGCGAGUGAGGACGGGCCGUUUGGAGCUCCACGAGCUCCGCUACGACGCGCCCAGCGCGCCCCCCCGCGCUGCGCGCGGCAUUGGGCGAUGUCCUGGGUGCGACGCCCGGCGCAAGCGGCGCAGCGGCGGGGCUGCGACUCAUGCUGCAAGAAGAGGCCGAGGACUUCCAUCCGGAGGGCUACCGGCUCAACGUCAGCGAGGAGGGCAUCGCCCUCGAGGCGUCCACAGAGCACGGGCUUUUCAAUGGCCUGAUGACGCUGCGUCAGCUCAUGGUUCAUCGUGCAGACAGCGAAGGCGGUGGGUGGAGCUUGCAGAAGGUGGAGAUCGAGGACGCGCCGGAGUUCGCCUGGCGGGGGCUGAUGCUCGACGUGAGCCGGCACUUCUUCUCGCCCACGGCGGUGAAGCACUUGCUGAAGACGAUGGCACUCUUCAAGAUGAAUCAUUUUCAUUGGCACCUCACGGAUGACCAAGGCUGGCGCUUCCCGGUGGCCAAGUACCCGAACUUGAUCCGCCUCGGUGCCCAUCGCCGGGCCACGCAGCAGGGGCACAGCUCGGCCACGGAUGGGAGGCCCUACAACCACUCCUACACCGAAGAGGAGAUCCAUGAGGUCUUGUCCCUGGCAGAGUCUUUGUACAUCGAGGUGGUGCCGGAAUUCGACAUCCCCGGACACUCUCAGGCGCUCAUCGCCAGCUACCCGGAGAUGGGCAACGCCGACAGCGCCGCGCGCUGGUCCCCGGAGGUGGCCACGCACUUCGGCGCGCUGCAGUACACCUUGUCUCCCUCGGAGCGGUCGGUGAAUUUCACCAAGGACGUGCUCAGCGAGAUGGCGCAGCUCUUCCAGGCCUCGCCCUACGUGCACAUCGGUGGGGACGAGGUGCCGACGGCCCAGUGGGAACACAGUCCGAGCGCCAUGGCCGUGGCACGGAAGGAGCACGUGAGCCUGAAGCGGCUGGAAGGGAUGAUGCUCGGCAAGGCGGCGGAGCACCUGCACGGCUUGGGGCGGAAGGCGGUGGUCUGGGACGAUGCCAUGGAGAGCGGCGGACAUCUGCCGGACGAUGCCGUAGUGAUGAUCUGGAGGUCCUGGGAAGGCUUGGAGAAGCUGGGCAACAGAGCCUUCGCGCAAGGGCAUUCGGUGGUCUUGGCACCACAGGCCUACACCUACUUGGAUCAAUGGCAAGACCGCACCCACUCGCACUUUGAUGCGAUCGGCGGCUUUUUGCCGCUCUCGACGGUCUACGCCUCGCCCACGCAUGCGGGCCGUGCGCACGUGCUGGGGAUCCAGGGGCAGCUUUGGAGCGAGUACAUCCGCGAAGGCUCCCGAAACCUGGACUACAUGGCGUGGCCCCGCGGCUGCGCGCUGGCCGAGGUGGGUUGGUCCGGCGAAGGCCGCGGCCGCUUCCGCGACUUCCGGCAGCGCUUGGCGAAGCGUUUGGAGGACUUCAAACUGUACGACAUCAACCUGGGAGAGAUGUGAGUGUUCAAACGCUGAGAGGGCUGUUCCAAAGGAUGGCGCUGCCGCGCCAACGUUGGCACCACCUGUGGGAAAAAAGGCGC